Messenger RNA from Nasonia vitripennis (jewel wasp), 8653 nucleotides. RefSeq names its product protein hu-li tai shao (gene hts). NCBI's taxonomy places the organism in Eukaryota, Metazoa, Arthropoda, Insecta, Hymenoptera, Pteromalidae. The coding region runs from base 1935 to 6593 and encodes 1552 amino acids. Gene Ontology annotation, cellular component: cytoskeleton; plasma membrane; postsynaptic density. The transcript is spliced from 18 exons. Gene Ontology annotation, molecular function: actin filament binding. The record is from RefSeq and is a predicted model, not a curated record.
ACCUGGCGCAGAGGCUACCGUGAUCAUGAAGGCGGUUCCUCCAGGGCGAGGCUCUUCCAUUGCACUACGGUCGAGCUGACCCUUGCGAAUAUCCCUAAUGUGGAUAUCUCGGGCGUAUAAUUUUUGUUAGUCGGGACUGCGUUCGCGCUAUCCCGGACCUAAUCGAAUCCAAAAACAGUUGUCCACAACAAUGAACAAAGUGUCUAUUACAAUACUAUACAGUAUUGUUGUAAAUGGCAGCACUGUGUAUUAUAGUAUGUACUAAGUAUUGCCUUGUAUAUAUAUUUUGUUUGUUUAAAUAUUGUAAUUAUAGCGCGUUUUAACAGAAUCUGUGUUAAAAAAUUUAACGCCGAAUAGUACAAAACGCAAUUGUUGUACUUGAUAAGACUUUCAAAAGUGUUAAAUGUAAGAUUUUAAUAAUUGUAUCAAUUCUACUUAUUAACAUCACACUUCUAAGUUCAGAUAUUCAUCUGUUGUACAGCAUGGUCUUUUCUGAUUAUUACAUGUACAUUAUUACUCUUGCAAUAGAAUAAACGAGGCGCUUAAUUUUUGAUAUAAAUGUUUUUUAAAAGUUCGUAUUUUUCAUAAAAACACCUUGCAAAAUACGCAUUAUAUGCUCAAACGAAUAAAUAAUACAUAUAGUAGAAUUUCUCGGCGCGAGAGAAAAUCAAUACACGAAUCAAAUUAAACAAAAAUUAUGAUUCCUUUUCUCAAAACAAGCGCCACCUGUUUCUCCAAAGCAUCUCUUUGUAUAAAGAACAGAUGUCGCUCACUACCCGAUGUAUGGACAGUGGACAGAAUGAUCCUUCAACAGUGUUUGGAGAACCUGCAUCAAGUGUAUACGCCCAGUGCACCCCGAUACACGCAAGUGUAAGAGAGAGAGAGACGGAGCUACAAAAGAGUUUUCUAUUCCCCGUUUAGCGUUGUAUAUGUGUGUAGUACGGGUACGACGGCAACCGGGCAACAGCAGAUGCGCGACAGUGGUGCGCGUGGGUGCGCGACGCGAUAGAACGCUAGCUUUCUGUGAUAAACUCUUUGUGCAGCGAAGCCAAAAGGAAGAAAAAAGAAGGAGUCUUCGGCAAGUGCAGAAAAAGGUCUCGUAUACAAAUCGUUUCUCCGCGGGGGCUCAAUACGGGAAAAAGCGAGACGACCCGGCGGCUUUCGAGCUGCAGGUAUACAUCGAAGACCGCAGUCGGGCGCCCUCGCGCGUGCGUAGCGCGUAACGCGAUCCGAGCGAGACAGCGAGUCCGCAGUGUUCAGUUCAGGCGCAGGCCGCGGUGUGUGCAAGUGUGUGAGACUCAGGCGCACCGAGCUGUACAAUAGAGUAGUGGUGGCCAGUGCUUCGCGAGCGGCGAUUGAUUUCGGACGUGGUGCGCCGACUGUGCAUGUCCUCCAGGAACGAGCCGUCCAGCGUCGCGGCUAUAAUGCCAUUGCCGAGUUGUUGCAGCAGUAGUUCGACGAUCAGCAAUAGCACCUCCUGAGGAAGGUGAGAGAGAGACGAGAGUGGGAAGGAAGCGAGCCAGAGCGUAACUGGAGGAGACACACAACCGGACGACGCCUUCGUUCGAGCAGCGAGAGAAAGACCGAGAAAGAGCGCUAUCGCAGAAAAGAGCCGAAUUUGUACUCGUCGUCCGAGAGGGAGGCUGUUCGCCGCACAGAGCAAGCCAGCUUCAACAGCCGAGUCCAACGGCUUUCUGUGAUAAAUACUGUUUUAAUCUUUGCUGGGAGUGCAGAAAGGGGGCAGAGUGACUUAUUGUCGACGAAGAAAGCCGACGAAGUUUUGUUUACGUGUGAUAUCUGGCUGAUGAUUCUGGCGCAAGUGCAAUGACAAAUGUUCUCCGUGCACGGUUUCUGACACUGUAAGCGGUUGCUACGGAAGCAUCAAGCCUAACCUUGCAUAGACAGUUCUAGAGGACGGCAACAACGACGAUAAAAUGGCCGACACGAGUCAACAGCAGCAGGAGGCGCCGGAACCACCUCAGACCAAUGGCGCCGUCGACGGACUCACAGAGGAGGAGAAGAGCAAAAUAAGGCCCGCGGAUAUUGACGCUGACAUGAGGGAAAUGGAAAGGAGAAAGCGCGUCGAGAUGAUGAUGAACUCACGGCUAUUCAGGGAAGAGCUCGAACGUAUCAUAGAAACACAAAUGAAGGAUGGCGCUGGUCCUUCUGGACUGUUGCAGCAGAUCUCUGAAAUGAUGGGACCUCAAGGAGCUCGUUUCAAUGCCAAUGCGUUCAGAAACUCGAAUUGCGUCGUCCCGAUAAACGACAUACGUGGAGUGGAGAGCAUGGGCUAUGCCAAGGGCGAAAAAUUGCUUCGAUGCAAGCUCGCCGCAGUCUUCCGGCUGCUAGACUUGUACGGCUGGACGCAAGGUGUCGGCGGCAUGAUUACUGCGCGACUCAACCAGGACCAAGAGCACUUCCUUGUCAAUCCCUACGGACUUCUCUAUCAUGAGACCACUGCCUCGAGUCUCGUCAAGGCUGACAUGCAGGGCGGCAUCGUCGAGCAGGGCACGACGAAUUUUGGCGUACACAUCGCCAGCUAUCAACUACACUCGACAAUCCAUGCAGCGCGACCCGACAUCAAGUGCAUCGUACACAUUGCGACGCCCUCCGUCACAGCCAUAUCGGCAACGAAAAGUGGUAUUUUACCUCUUGGUCAAGAAAGUAUCGUGAUCGGUGAGGUUAGCACCCAUCAUUACAUCAGUGGCGCCAAUUUGGAUCCGGAGGAGCGUGAAAAGCUAGCCCGAAACUUCGGUCCCAUUAACAAGGUGAUGCUGCUGACGAAUCGCGGUGCGUUGUGCUGUGGUGAAACUGUUGAGGAAGCCUUCUAUAAUGUCUACAACACGGUGCUGGCCUGCGAGACGCAGCUCAAACUGAUGCCUUUGGGUGUCGAUAAUCUUAGUCUGAUAUCAGAUGAGACACGAAAGGCUAUCUAUGAGGCCUCGCGAAAGGCUCCAGUACCGCAACAAAGCAGUGUGGCUGAACCUUCGCCUCUCGCCGAGAAGCUUGAGAAGCGCUGGCGCAUCGGUGGCACGGAAUUCGAGGCCCUAAUGCGCAUGCUCGACAACGCAGGCUUCCGCACUGGAUACAUCUAUAGACAUCCUUUAGUCAAAAGCGAACCUCCUAGGCCAAGAAAUGACGUUGAAGUACCGCCAGCUGUUUCUUCUCUUGGUUAUCUGCUCGAGGAAGAGGAAUUAUAUAAACAAGGCUUGUGGAAGGGUGGACGCAAAGGAACUGAUAGAACGCGUUGGCUUAAUUCACCAAAUGUUUACCAGAAAGUAGAAAUCCUGGAGACUGGCACACCAGACCCAAAGAAGAUUACUAAGUGGGUGUCCGAUGGCUCGCCGACACACAGCAGCACACCAGUCAAGAUUGAUGGCGCACUCCAGUUUGUACCGAAAAAUACUAAUCCAAAAGAAUUCAAGCAACUUCAACAACAGAUAAAAGAUUACCGACGAGCUGACAAAAUUUCCGCUGGUCCACAAUCACAUAUUCUGGAAGGUGUGACGUGGGAGGAAGCGAAAAAGAUGCAGGAUGCAACAAUAAGUGGCACUGGUGAACAAGUUGUUCUUGUUGGAGCUGCUAGCAAAGGUAUUAUCCAGAGAGGUUUUCAACAUAACGCAAUGGUGUACAAAACUCCAUAUGCAAAGAAUCCCUUCGAUGCAGUUACCGAUCAAGAGUUGGAUCAAUACAAGAAAGAAAUUGAACGUAAAACUAAAGGAGAUCCUUAUGAUGAAUCGCAAUCGGAAUCUGAGGCACUUUCAUCCUUUAAUAUAAGUCGCGCCACCCAUGAAUCCAGCACUGCCAAAAGUCCAAUUCAAUCUCCAGUUUCUGUAACCUCAGAGACAGAAGAAGAAAGCAGAGACGAGCCAAAAGUAUUACGGAUAGAAACCAAACAAGUGCCUGCACCGAGUCAACCAGAAGUUGUGCUAAGUGAUGGAGUUUCCGGUGUAUCAAGGCUCAGUAGCAGCAGAAGUAUCAGCAGCAGCAGCAGCAGCAGCAGCAUCAACGAACAUUAUUGCUCGUGGAGCGAAAUCUGUCAGCCUUGUUAUAUUGAAACAACGAGAGUCGAAAAACUGGCGCAACCCAUGAAGGCUCUGAUUACUGAUGUUCAGAAUAUUUCAACGAUUAAGCGCAAGAUGAAAAAACGAGAGUUUUUCGAAAACUAUGAGAAAAGAUUUAAAAAUAAUGCCAAUAUGCGCGUUGAAAACGUAACAGAAGCUAAAACGAUCGAAUCGACGAGUGACGUUGACAUUUGCGAAGAUAGUAAUAAACUAUGUAAGGCUAGAAGACAACUCCAAGAAGAAAUGAACGAGAAAGAGUUGGUUCGUGACGUACAGUAUUCGAAAACUGCAGAUAUAAGCUUUGCUCAAAAAAUUAACCUGCCAGUAGAAUGCAAAAUUACGGAAAGAAACAUUUACAACGUAAAUUAUAAGCAAAAUCAAAAUCUGGUGUACCCUCCUACUGGAAUCGAAACAAGUAUGAGUAAUAACAAUCAGUUUGCCGAUGUCAAAAUUUAUGACAAAUAUAAAAAACCGAACGUCAAAAGCACAGGAAGAGCAACUACACUCUCAGAAGAUAUUAUCGAUAACAGAUCUUUGUUCCAAACGGAAAGCACAAUCUGUAAUUCUUGUUAUAAUAAUAGUGAUGAAGUAACAAACUACGUGAACGAAUUAGAAAUUUUUGUAAAUAAUGUUCAGAAUACUGUCGAAUCUACUGAAGAGAAUCCCACUAUUGAAUUGCAAUUGAACGAUAAUGACACUGAGGAACAUCAAUUUAAUAUUGUUAGCACUAAAGAAAAUUCGUUGGAUAGUACUUUGAAAGCUUCUUUAAAUGAAACUGAUUAUCACAAAAAUAGACAAGAAUGGAAUGAAUACAACAACAGCGAAAGCUUAUGCGUUAUAGAUUCUGAUGCGUGUCAAAAUAUUAAUAGAUAUGUAAAUGAAUUGGAGGUGUCUGUUUAUCGGUAUUCUGAUGUGUGCAGUAAUGAAGAACAAAAGGAAGAUUCUAAACAAAAACUUGUGAUUAUAGAAAAAAGGGACUACAAGAACAAUAAUUGUUCUGUGAAUAACCCUAUAGAUUCAAAGUUCAUUCAAGUAGAAAUUAUUAAUAAUUUGGACGAUAAAAAUAGUUUAGAAGCGACUAACUAUGUUAACGAAGUAGAAUUCUUAGUUUGUGACCAUUCUCAUUUUCUUGAAAGUGAUACGACAGUAAAUAGUAUCACUGAAGACCCUUUAAAAUUAUCAUUAAAAAAUAACACAACACAUGCAGAUAGUACUAGACAAGACACUAGUAUUUGGAACAUACAAAAAGUAGAUUUAGCAUCUACAGAAGAUAUAUCGAAGAAAUGGCAAUUUGAAAAGAAUGAAGAUUGCAAAGUAAAUAAGAUGCUUGAAAAGGAUUCUCUAGUUUACAAACAUUCUACACCUCUCGACACUGAUGAUAUUGAAAAAAAUCCUCUAGAUGUCAGUUUAAACAUAUUUUUGGCAAAUGAAAAAGACUCUGUACUCGAAAAAUCUUUUGAAAAUAUAACAGUAAAAGAAGAGGAUAUAAGUAUAGAUUCUUGCAAAAAGAAAUCUGACAAUAAUGGAAAUCUUUGGUUGUCAAUGAUCAAUGACAGUUCUAACUUUAUAGAAGAUACUCCUGAUCAAUCGAGAGAAAUAUUUAAAUCAGUACCCAAUUGUUUGGAUUUCACUUAUUCCGAAAUCGACAAAUAUAGUGAAGAUUACAGUCCUGCAUCUACAACACAUUGCAGCUUCUUUGGAGACGAGGAUGAAGUCGUGAACCAAAUCUCACGGCGUGACAGCCUUGUCGAGGUCGUCAGCAGUAUAAAUGUCGAUAUGAAACCCACUAGUAAACUUACAGUGGAUACUUUAGCAGACACUGAAAAUUCUGUAAAAUAUAAUUUAGAUUCUCAGAAUAUGAGUCUCAUUUAUAGCAUCACUCCACCCAAUGAUAUAGGCGAUUCUAGUAAAAAUACUACCAUCACAGAAGAUAUCCUGGAGGAUAACGAAGAAGAGUAUGAAACAUUCGACAAUUAUAUCGACAACGAAGAUGCGAAUUUGAUUAAUCUUUUAAAUAAUACUGAUAAGAAAGAAUUAGUUAAUAUGAAUAAAACUACAGAACUAUCUGAAGCUUCCUUUUUAUCAAACUUUUCAAACCAAGGAUCAGAUAUCUUGGAAUUACCAAGUCACACAUAUCUUGAUUUGAAGAAAUCUAGUGACGAAAUAUUUCAUAAAAAUAUGAGUUCGUCUGUCAAUCAAAUUUUGACGGAGUUGAAUGAUGCCGAAGUUUUCGUGACUGCUGAAAAUUUGGUCGAUCAGAUAAUAGAUUAUGUUGCCUGUUUAGAUCUAAGACGUAAUACUGCAGUAUACUCCAAAGAAGAAUUAAAGAGUUUUAUUCGAAAAAAAGUUUCGUCGUUAAACUUUGCAAGAAAAUUAGCUAAGGACUUGGUUGGAAAUUUGCCGUGUUAUAACGAUGCCAACAAUUCUACAAAUUUGAAGGUGAAAAUACCGUCAAUGGCGACCACUCGGAUGCCCACCACAGCACUUUCUCGCACAGUAGUAAGGAGGGUUCCAUGUCGCAGGAUGUGAGCGUUAGCGAGGAGUCACCCAAAAAGGAGAAGAAGAAAAAGAAGGGCCUGCGGACACCAUCUUUCCUCAAGAAGAAGAAGGAGAAGAAGAAGCCUGUUGAGGCGUAGGUAGUUCAAGCUCAGCCACUGCCACAAAGAAAAAAAGCUUAUUUUAAAUGAAGAAAAAACAACCAGCAGCAGCCGAAAAGCGAAGCGCUAAAUUUGGGAAUCACGGAGGAGGAGAAACCAAGCAUUAGAAGAGUCAAGCCAGACAUCGGCAAGCAGUACGGCAUUUUUCUAAAGCUCAAGACUGCCAAUCCAUGGACAUUGCGGACUAGCGAUUUUUAUGUUUUUAUUAUAUUCUAUCACCAAGUAGCUCCUUUAUUAAUGAGGGUUGAACUAAAAGGAAACUAACGUUAGAUGUCGUAUAAUCGUCAUUGAUGACCAGUGGUUAAGGCCGUGUUAUACAUACAUGCUAUCGACAAACGAGAGAAGGCCGAUUUCUCGUGAGCUUUUUGAACUUCUAAUACAAAACGAUUACACAGACAAAUUAAUGCACCUUCCGUCUUUUGCUCUUCUACUCAGUCUUCUUCUCCGAAACGGCCUAUGAAAAGCUCGACAAAAACCCAAAAAAGCGAACGCCGAGAGGCUUGAGAAGCCGCGAUAUUCUCGACACGGUGAAGCUCGCAGAGCCGAAUUUCACGAACGAACCGACUCAAGAAAAGAGAUCAAUUGUGCAAAAAUAAAAAAUAAUACCGAUAAUGAAAGAUAGAAAAAAAGAAAAAAAAUGUAAACUGCGCUAUGUGUGUUGAAAGAGCAACUGUCUUAGUGACGUUAGAAUAAUUCGAUCGAUCCGGCUUUUGACUGCUUGUGCUUGCAAAUUGAAACCGUGAGAGUGCUUUUAACGCGUUUUAUCUUCAACCUCUACGUCUAUUGUCUUUAAUCACUUUGCUCUUUUUCUCUCUCGUAAUUUCCGUUGCAAGAAAUGUCUUGUAAGAGAGAGGUCAGCGGUUAUAAAGCAAAGAGCCAGUCAGAGAAUGCAGCGAAUUUUUAAAUGAAUAGAGGGUAAACAAUUGAAGCGAAUCGAUAGGGUAAAUGCUGAAGAAUAAAACCUAUGUGACUUGUCGCUGUUCGUUUAUUGACGAUAUAUUUUAUUUUUUAUUGUUCUGUCGUUUAGCUUUUAUCGAUAUUACUGAUAUUAAAUUAACGACUUAGAGACGGACGAAGUGCGAAUGUACGAUUUAAACGUCUUUAAUUUUCUUUGUACAGAGAAAAAAAUGAAGUAAAUGAUUUAUUAAUAAGUGCGUGGGUGGAUUAACGCUCUUCCUCCCCUAAAAAAAUUUAUUCGCUACGAGUGCCUUUCGUUUUACAUGGUAAUCGUAAAAAUAAUUGUGUUGUUAACGUCCUAUUUUAUUAAUUUUUAAAAAUAUUCGAGAUUGUCUUAAUCAAACGAGGUUUUUCGUUUUGAAAAAUUUGACUGCUCCAAUCAAUUUGUAUUAUAUUGUCAUUGAAAAUUGUUUAUAUAUGAAUGCUUUGAUAAUAUUUUAUUUCGACAGAUUUUUUUAUUGGUCCUCCAAGGGAGACAAUUUUAUAAGCUAAUGAAAGGCACUUGAAAUGCGUGUCAUUUUUCUCGUUGCAUGUUUGCACGCCAAUCAAUUAAAGAGAAAGAAUAUAUAUGAAUCGCGAGAAAUUUGAAAAAUACAUGCGAAAAAUGUAUACACAGACACACCACGAGCGACAAAACACAAUGUAUGUACACAGAACACAAAGCGAAAAGAAAAUUAAGAACCCUAUGGAGUACUAUCAUACAUAACGAUAAUGAUUGUAUUAUUGAGCGAUAUGAUAAUUGCAGUUUAUCAUUGUAAUAGUUAAUAUAUAUAUUAUAAUAUAAAAAUUAAUAUUAUUAAAAUAUAGGGAUAAAGUACUUUAUUCGACGAUCCUGCUCGUUAUAUCACUUUUCACAGUUUUAACGAUUUCGCUUCAUGAAUGAAAGGACAUUGUGCAAAUUUAGGACUAUCGAAUGAAAACAAAAAUUAUUACAAUAUAUUGUUAGUAAAGUACUUUAUUUAUCAAAAACUAAAA